UUAGGUGCUCAUAAAAUCCACAACACCAGGCGCGAAAAAAGAGAAAACUGUCAGAACCUGUGUUUUCACUGUUCAAGACAUUUUGGACUCGUUUUAUUUAGCUGUUGUUUGGUUCUGUGUGUUUAUCGAGAGGCAUCAUGUUUAUUUCCUCACAAAAUACACCGCCGUGCUUUAAAGACUUCACCCUGGUGAUGCCAGCCGUGGCCGUUGGUAAUGUGGGCCAGCUGGCAGUUGACCUGAUUGUGAGCACCCUCAAUAUGAGCCGAGUGGGCUACAUGCACACAGACUGUCUCGUCCCCAUGGUGGGAAACAACCCGUACACCACCUGCAAAGAAGAUGCUGAUGAGUUACACACAUCUGCAGAAGUAUACACAGCAGCAGAAACGAAGCUGGCAGUUCUUCAGAUCAGGUCGCCAAUUAUUCAGAAUAAAGCUAAAACGUUUCGCCAGUUGCUUGUGUCUUGGAUCAAAACCAGUGGAUUCUCCAGGACAAUCGUCCUGUCCAGCAGCCACGCCUAUCAAAGAGACGACCAGCAGCUGCAAGGAACUCCUCUGAGGUACCUGAUCACACCGGCCCUGCUGAAGCUGUGUGAGGGAGAGGUGAAGGAGCUGGCCUGGAAGGAAAUGGAGCAGGUGCCACCCUUCCCGGGAAUCACAGAUGCCAACAUAGAGUCUCGAUUCUCCAUCCCUGGAGGCGGUAUCACCAAAGGCCUCUUUACAGACAGUUGCGCAGAGGAUUUGCCACUGGCCGUGCUUCUGCUUUUCUGCUCAGAAGGCAACAAUAUCCCAGAAGCCUUCGCCCUCGUCAACCACGUCAAUGACUGGCUCCAUCUGCUGGACAAUCCUAGGCAAGGACCAAACCAGUGGAGGAUUCCAAGUUCUUGGAAGCUUCUUUUUGGCAGUGGCAUCCCUCCAGCACUCUUCUAACAGUUUCCAGGUUAUAAUUCACUUCCUUACAAUGCAGAAAACUCAAAGCAGCAAAACACAUGUUGACUUUGACUUUUAGUUGUGUUGUUCAGCCAUGGUGUGUGUUUUCAGGCCUUCAUCACUGUUUGGCUUGAUAUGUGGUGAGUGAGGACGGCUUCCUAAAGGAAAAAUCCAGGAAGUCACAGUCUGGUUUAAAAACAACAAAACAGCGUCAUGAUGAUUAUUUGCAGUCACGUGAUCAUUUGUGUUGGAUGAACCUGAUUCAUGACUGCAAGCGGACCACACACAGAAGAAUCCCAUACUGCACUGGCAACAUUGUAACAUUUAGAUGUACGUACAAACAUUAGCUCAAAUUCAGGAAUAAAUUCAAAUGUGCACUUAGGGAAUAUAGUGCUGUCAUCAUACAGUAUCUGUUUGCUUGUGUUCCUAAUAAAUAUUUGUACAAUAAAAUCCAUAGUGAAUGUUUC
This is a messenger RNA of Thalassophryne amazonica, 1393 nucleotides long. It is a transcript of the gene psmg2, whose product is annotated as proteasome (prosome, macropain) assembly chaperone 2. The coding region runs from base 138 to 926 and encodes 262 amino acids. Gene Ontology annotation, cellular component: nucleus; cytosol. Lineage: Eukaryota; Metazoa; Chordata; Actinopteri; Batrachoidiformes; Batrachoididae. The transcript is spliced from 7 exons. Gene Ontology annotation, biological process: proteasome assembly. The record is from RefSeq and is a predicted model, not a curated record.